UUGUCUUGCAACACUUGUUGGCGUGAAGAUAGCUAAGAGGGCGAAUAACGAAUAGCUACAAAGAAAGAAGCAAGUAUCUCUAUCGGAAGCAUAUAGAAUUUAGAAUUAUGAAUACAAGGAUCAUGUUGCAGUGCUGUAAAUGGAGAAGGAAAGCCGAGUUACACGUUGCUCAGUAGAACCUCCUUUUAAAGGCGUGACGAUAACAAAGGGACGUGAAAACUUGCUUCGACAUCAGUGAAUAGGCAGCACACAGUGACGACCGAGUGAGCUGCGAGGUUCAUUGCUGCGAUGUACAGUUAUUGCUUUGUUCUUGGAAUCUUUAGAAUUGGAGCGUAUGGCCUGUGAUACAGUUUACCCGAGCUCCAGGGGCUGUACUCCAAUCAAAGCUAACAAUAUGAAGACGAAGUGCAGGAUUUACUACACAGACCAGUAAAUGAGAGUCAAGUUCAAGUGCUUCAAAUCAAAGGUUCUGUUUCAGAGUUCUUAUAAGAAUCGAAGUCCUUAUGUAGGUUGUAUAUCGCUUUGUGGCGAAAGGGAUGUAAAAGAAAACACGACAAUCCAGUGGAAUCCAAAAUAACUGCAAGGGAGGAGCGUGGAAGACAUAUAGCUAAAAGCCCAAACAACAUUGCAAAACUGACGGACAGUUGAAGAUUUCCUCUGUACUGUUCCAGUCACAGCCCCAAGAGUCUAGGGGGGAGGGGGACAUAUCUGGGUAAGAAUGCAUGCGUUCUUGCAGGUCUCUCCCCAUGGAUAUAGACACAGACUAUGAGCGGCCAAAUGUCGAGACCAUAAAGUGUGUGGUGGUGGGAGACAACGCAGUGGGCAAGACACGCUUGAUCUGUGCACGGGCCUGCAAUGCCACGCUGACGCAGUACCAGCUGCUCGCUACCCAUGUGCCCACUGUCUGGGCCAUCGAUCAAUAUCGUGUCUGCCAGGAGGUCCUCGAGCGAUCACGGGAUGUGGUGGAUGACGUCAGCAUCUCGCUGCGUCUCUGGGACACCUUCGGAGAUCAUCACAAAGACAGGCGUUUUGCUUACGGCAGGUCUGACGUGGUGGUCCUGUGUUUCUCUCUGGCGAACCCCAACUCCCUGCGCCAUGUCCGUACCAUGUGGUUUCCCGAGAUCAAGCACUUCUGUCCUCGCACCCCCAUCGUUCUCGUGGGCUGCCAGCUGGACCUGCGCUACGCUGAUCUUGAGGCUGUCAAUCGUGCACGUCGACCCCUAGCCAAGCCCAUAAAACCCACAGAUAUCCUGCCUCCUGAGCGAGGCCAUGAAGUCGCCAAGGAGCUGGGUGUGCCGUACUAUGAAACCAGCAUUGUCGCCCAGUUCGGGGUGAAGGAUGUUUUUGAUAAUGCUAUCCGCGCCGCCCUCAUCUCCCGCCGCCACUUGCAGUUCUGGAAGUCCCACCUAAGGAGGGUUCAACGACCCCUUCUCCAGGCCCCCUUCUUGCCCCCAUGUCCCCCGCGACCCAUUGUGGCUAUACCAGAUCCUCCAGCCAUGGACAGGGAGGGGCCAGGUUCCCUCUUCUGUCAGGCUCUCUGUGCGGAUGUUUUAUUCCUGCUGCGAGGUGGCUCCACCCAGGUUUUUGCUCACAAAGUAUACCUGGCCACUUCUUGUUCGAAAUUUUACGAUCUUUUCACUUUGGACCUCAAGGCAACUGUGGAAGGUGGGGACGUGGAGGAACCCCUGGUUGGAGGUGAAGAAGAAGAGCAGAACAGCUGCACAAAGAGCUUGGACACCAGUAAAGAUAGGGAGGGAAGCUCUGCUGGCGUUAGACAGUCCCUGUUGCUGGAACACGAUUCACUGAGGACUUUCCAGAGUAGCAAUCCCCUCCCUGCAAGGAGCGAAGGGGCAGUAGGGGCGGGGCGGACCCUGGCAGGCUGGGGGCGUGGCUUCCUCAGCAUGCACCUGGAGUAUGUGCAGGAUCCCAUAACUCAUCAGCCUAAACUCAUGACUGUGGUAUCCAUGGAUGGUCUCAUUCAAGACGGCCCCUUCCAGGCAGUGCUGCAGUACCUGUACACUGGCAGCUUAGACGAGAGUAGAGAAGACCUGAUGCAAGUGGCCACCAUUGCGGAGCUUCUCGAGGUGUUUGACCUGCGUAUGAUGGUGGCUAAUGUGCUAAACCGCGAAAGCUUCAUGAACCAGGAGAUCACCAAGGCCUUCCACGUGAGACGGGCUAACCGGAUCAAAGAGUGCCUCAGCAAAGGCACGUUUGCUGAUGUAGUGUUCCAAUUGGACGAUGGCUACCUCCCUGCCCACAAGCCAUUGCUGAUUUCCAGCUGCGCCUGGAUGGAAGCCAUGUUCCGGGGCGCCUUCAAGGAGAGCUAUAUUGAGGAGGUGGCUAUCCCCAAAACUACUUCUGCCUGUAUGCAAGCUGUCCUGGAGUACCUAUACUGUGGCAUGCUGACAUCCAGCCCUGACCUGCAGCCCACUGAUCUCAUUGUGUUGGCCAACCGCCUCUGUUUACCUCGUCUUGUGGCCCUCACAGAACAACAUGCUGUGGAGGAGUUGUUGCAGUUCACUCUGAAAGGGCUGGACAUCGAUGGACAGGUGCUGGCAUACCUGGAGAUGGCUCAAUUUCACAAUGCAAAACAACUCUCUGCAUGGUGUCUGCACCAUAUCUGCACCAAUUACAACAGUGUAUGCCGCAAGUUCCCUAAGGAAAUGAAGGCCAUGUUUCCAGAGAACCAGGAACACUUUGAGAAGCAUCGUUGGCCCCCUGUUUGGUUUCUAAAGGAGGAAGACCGUUACCUACGCACCAAGAAGGACCGGGAGUGUGAGGAGGAGAACUUACGCAAGCAGCACACGAAACAGGGAUGGUGUUUCUGGAGGUGUUUGUCUACCCCAGCACCUCAGAUCUCCCAGUCUGCCCAACUCCCAUAAUAGUUCAUGUAAUUCUCUCCUACUCCACUGCACUGGACGCAAUGAAGUCCAGAGCUGUAGAUCUCCAUUGUACAUGCGAUGCCUCACCUGACCCAGAGAGAUAGCAGGUCAGCUUGAGUUGCUGCUGUUGACGUACGUUUGUGAUCUUAUUACUGCUUCUCACAGCCACUCGGCAAGGAAGGGAAUGCAUGGCUCCCACCAGCUGCCACCACAGUUUGAGAGAGGGAUCACUGUGGUAAAUCAUAGUGCAAAUCGUAAUGCUCUAAGAUGCUUCAGAGGAUUUAAGGUGCUUAUACAGCACAUGUAUGUGUAAACUAACCGGUCCCAUAUAUGCUAGAUUGAAGCAGGAAAAGGUAGAAGAUAUUAUUAGCCUGUCGUCAUGACUUUGUCAUGAACUUGUUUGUGGGAAAUUAACAACAGAACCAACCAAGAAAGAGCAUCUUGGUUAAGAAAUUUCACUAUUCUUCUCGACUCCCUUUUGAGAUUUUACAUUUUCAUUCUUUUUUUAAUUUUGAAUUGCUUUUCAGCCUUAGAUUUCUCAUCCUAAGGGAGGCUGACUAUAGACUCAGGAAAGCAGUUGCUAAGACUGUUACCAUGAACAGGCUGUUGGGGGCAGCUUCAGGUAGGCGAGAGGAUGUGGAGCAUAAUUUGUAUCAAACAUUUAAUGGUGCCAGAACAAAUAUUCUAGUAGGUGGCACAUUUGGUAAAUCACAGGGUUAAACUACAUGACCAAAGUAAAUAUAAAAAAAAAAAAUACACAAGUACCUCUUGAAAAUACGUAAUUGUAAUAGUCAUGGUUUGCUCCAUUAUAGGUGAACAAUCUUGCUACAUGUGUAGCUUUUAAAUGCAACUGAAUUUAAAGGACUAAUGCACUGAUCAGAGUCUUUCUGUCAGUGUCAAUAAGCACUGCCUUGAUUCGUCCAUGAUUUCAUCUUUAUAAUAUUUGGUAUACUGGUAAUAUAAAAGAACAAUGUGUUAAUAUGACGUACAUAUAGAUACUAUUUUGCUUACAAUCAAAAAUUACUCGAACUAAAGUUUAAUAUGGCAUUUUAGUAUUACAAGAAUUUAAAUAAGUAGUGGUCAAGUUUGUUAAACCCUUUACCACAGUUUUUUUUUUGUUAAUCUCUUGUUUGUAUGAAGCUGGUCCCAUGGCAGCCUCUAGAAUUUUGCUCCUGAGCCCGAACCUGUCUGGAGUUUAUACCACAGGACUGUUCCAAUUUAACUUCUCUACUCUGAAGUAAUCUACUGCAGAGAAACUUUUCAUACUUGUAUAACGAUUCUUCAAAACUUCUUUGGAUGUUUUUCUUUUUUUUGCAAAAAUUUGUAAAAAGAAAACCAAUUAAGCUACAAACUGAAAUAUUUAUACUUUGCAAUGAAUGACAUCUCUAAUUAUUCUUAGUCUUUUUUUCCUUUAAUGUACAGCUUUCGUAUGCUGUUCUCUGGGUACCAAAAACUGUGAAAUCUCUUAAGCACAAUGUUACAGUGCACUCUUCCUCUUCUAGUCCCCUUUCUCCUCUUGUUUGCAAAUAAGAGAUGAGGUGCUAAGGAAGCAGACGGCAAAUGUGGGUCACUGUUUAAAUGUUGAAAUGCAAACCUACAUGGCAGGAAGGUAAUGAACAGCUGCUUUGGCAUUUUGUGAUAAAUGUGUCCAGCUCUGACACUGCAGUGCUUCAAGGUUUGCCAAAAGAUGUCCUCUGCUCAACUGGGAUCUCUGCAGAUUUUCUACAUUUCCCACCUUUUAUUGAUCUCUUAAUGUAUCGGGAUCUUUAGGCUGUAUUGUCCUUCUGUGAUUUUCUUGUGAAUAUUUUAGUGCUUCAUAAUUCAGCAGUAUUUUUAUAAGUAACAGAACUUUGUAGGGCUUGGGGGAAGCAUAUUAUUGAUUAUUCUAGUUCUGAUUAGAGUAAAAGUAAAAAUGCAUUUUCAUGAUACCCUUUAUUAAAUAGAUUAGGCUAAUGUGAGUUUUUGCUGAUUGGAACUUAAUAUCUGUAAAUGGAUAUCUGAGUUUUUAUUGGUUUUUGUUGGCAUUUGGAGGAAAGCCUCUUUGGAAUAUAUACACUAUACUACCAAAAGUAUUGGGACAUCUGCCUUUAAACACACAUGAAGUUUAAUGACAUCCCAUUCUUAAUACAUAGGCUUUAAUAUGGAGUUGGCUCACCCUUUGCAGCCAUAACAGCUUCAACUCUUCUAGGAAGGCUGUCCACAAGGUUUAGGAGUAUGUUUGUGGGCAUUUUUGACCCAUACUUCCAGAAGAGCAUUUAUGAGGUCAAGCACUGAUGUUGAAUGUUGAGGCCUGAUUCACAAUCUCCAUCCCAAAGGUGUUUGAUGGGGUGGAAUUCAGAGCUGUGUGUGGGCUGGUCAAAUUCUUCCACACCAAACUCUUUAAGAACCUUGCUUUGUGCACUGGGGCACAAUCAUGCUGGAACAGACAGGGGUCUUCCCCAAAAUGUUCCCACAAUAUUGGAAGCAUAGAAUUGUCCAAAAUGUCUUGGUAUGCUGAAGCAUUAAGAGUUCCCUUAACUGGAACUAAGGGGCCAAGCCCAACCCCUGAAAAACAACCCCACACCAUAAUCCCCCCUCCACCAAACUUUACUCCUGGCACAAUGCAGUAAGCCAAAUACCGUUCUCCUGGCAACCAGAAAACCCAGACUCAUCCAUCGGAUUGCCGGACAGAGAAGUGUGAUCCGUCACCCCAGAGAACACGUCUCCACUGCUCUAGAGUCCAGAGGCAGCGUGCUUUACACCACUGCAUCCGUCGUUUUGCAUUGUACUUGGUGAUAUAAGGCUUGGAUGCAGCUGCUCGGCCAUGGAAACCCAUUCCAUGAAGUUCUCUAUGCACUGUUCUUGAGCUAAUCUGAAGCCCACACGAAGUUUGGAGGUCUGUAGCUAUUGACUCUGCAGACAGUUGGCGACUUCUGCACUCUGUGUGCCUCAGCAUGCGCUGUCCCCGCUCUGUGAUUUUACGUGACCUACCGUUGCUGUUGUUUCUAAUUGCUUCCACUUUGUUAUAAUACCAUUAAUUGUUGACCGUGGAUUAUUUAUCAGCGAGGAAAUUUCAUGAAUAGACUUAUUGCACAGGUGGCAUCCUAUCACAGUACCAUGCUUGAAUUCACUGAGAUCCUGAGAGCGACCCAUUCUUUCGUAAAUGUUUGCAGAAGCAGUCUGCAGGCCUAGGUGCUUGAUUUUAUACACCUGUGACUAUGGAAAUGAUUGGAACACCGGAAGUCAAUGAUUUCGAUGGGUGUCCUAAUACAUUUGGCAAUAUAGUGUAUUUAUAUCAUAUCCCAGCAGAGGUGCCGCUGGUUUCAUUCCGGUUCUCUGGUUUCCUCCACAGUCCAAAAACAUUUUAAGGUGAAUUGCAGUUACCUCAUUGUACGUGUGAAUGUGUGUAUGAAUGGUGUGUGAUGGGUCGGCGCCCCAUCCUGGGUCAUUACCUGCCUUGCGCCUAUAGCUUCCUGGACAGGUUCAGGACCUUCCCGACCCUGCAUAGGACAAGUGCGACAGAAAAUAGAUGGAUGGAUUUUAUUCCAGUGCAGUAUUGAGUCUGAAAUCUAAAUCAUUUGAGAUAAAGAAUGAAUGAGAAAUACCUUUGGAAUUGAAUAUUGGCAUUAAAUAUGCAGAAUGAAAUAUGUUACUUCUUUGACAUUACUAAUGGUGUUUAGCUAUUUAUAAUUAAUCAUAAUUAUAUAAUUGUGUGUGUGCGUGCGCCUGCCUCUCUCUCUAUAUAUAUACACACACACACACACACACACACACACUAAACUACAUGGGGGUUUUAUGGGGAUGAUGCCAGCAUAAUAGACACAAUCACAAUGUGAAAUAGACCUGGUAUGUGGAAUUGGAAUUUUUAUUUAAGCUGUUAUUUUUUCAGCUGUGAAAUUUCGUGUGGUUUAAGAACUUUUUUUAACACAGUUUACAUUUCCAAAUCUUAUGCCAUUUCAUUUGCGAUUUGAGCCAACUACCUGCAAUGACCAAAAUAGACAGUGAAUACUCCCACCCUGAGCGUGCUUGCCCACCGAGGCCCUCUCCUGGUCACAUUUCACACCUGCCUCUGCUGGUCAUGUACUUAAGUGUCUUGCCCUUGCCUUAAGCUCACCCCCCCCCCCAAACACACACACACAAACACAUAUUUUUUUAUCACUGUUAAACGUCAAAUGGCUAUUGUUAAGAUGGAUUUUUUUUCUGCUUUUGGGAAAAAAAAAAAAUCAUCAUUUGCUCAAUGCAACACGUACAAUGUAAAUACACAUCAUUUUAAGCUGUGUUUGCAGCUUGGAUUGGCAGUGAUUAGCCACUGAUAGAUGUUUUUGAUUAGAAACAGCAAGGUAUUAUGGUAGUUGUUGCAGCUUCUGUUUUAGUCAUUUAUACCAGGAACCUAAAGCACUUGUCAGUCUGACUCACUACAUGUAGCCUGUAUUUCAUGCCUGGAGUUUUAUUUAGGGAAUAAAGACAGCUUUGGUAUUUUGAUUGCGGUUUUCUAUCCAUUUUGUAUGUUAAAUGCAUAGAAUUUUAUAGCACUACCCCUGUGUUUGUCAGUGUCCUUGAAGCCUCCUCCUCCUCUUCUCUCCUUGAUAUGUAACCUGUCUUCCUGGAACUGUGACCCGUACAAAUUUCUUUUCAGGAUCUUUGCAAGCACUUUAGUGUACAUGAAACAGGAACGUCUUUUAACUUUUGUUUUUUAGCUUAAAAAAACGUAACUAGGUGUUUCGCUUGCCAGUUCGAUGUUGGGCUUCUCUGAUAACGGCGCAUGUAUAUAAUGACAGGAUAGGUAUAUUGUAGUGGAUUUUGCAUAUUGUAAUGCAUGAAGGUAUUUCUGAAUUUAAAUGAUUUGAGGAAAUUGUGUAUCUGGUUCACUUGUCUGUUCAUCUAUUUCUUAGGUGGAAAGUCAGGCUUUCAGAGUUUUUUACUAUAAAACAACAAUAAUGUCUGAGAGUACUUUAGUCUUCCAGUCGCUAAACAGGCUGCAUCUAGAAUGUUUAAGUGCUGUUGCACUGAAAAUGGUGCUUUGAAUUGUUUAUGUGUACCUUCAUAUGGUGUUCCCCCUUGUGCAAACAGAGUAAUUGAAAGUGCCUUGUGUUUUCUGUCAGCCCCACUUUGGUUGUGUGCCUUUAAUCUCACAUCUGUGCUGUUUCAACAUGAGGUGAUUCUUUUACCUGGUCGCUUGGUUGGUUAUAGGCCAGCAAACCCUGACAAACGGCUGUUCAUUGCCUGUUAUUUCUCUUGAAUCAUUGUUCCAAUCAUUUCUGAUGAUAUUUAGCCUCUGCCGUCUUGGUGAUAUUGGGUCUGAGACGUUUGAAUUUAUGUGGGAUUUUUUGCGCAUGCAAAGAAAAGGCAACAUUGAUGUAUGGGACUGUAUUUACAUAUGUAUUUAGAUUCAGAAUGUAAUUAAAACAAACAAUUGAAUUAGUUAUAUUAGCCCCGCCUUAUUUAUGGCACCUCAGUGUUUUAUGAACUAUUGUGUAACUUCAUUUUUCUCCUUGAAGAUAACAGUAAUUUUGAUUUAUCAAGUUCUGUAUGCUUAGUUUUUGAGAAAUUUGUAUGUAUAACCAAACGGACUCUUGGAAUUUUAAAUCCUUUUCGCAACCAGCAAGCUUGACUAGGUGCCUAAUACUUAUGAUAACUUGAAAAACUUUCAAGAUUUUCAAUGGUCUGACCUGAGUCAGUCACAACCAGCCCUCAGAUGCUGCCUACAAUUAAACCAAACCAUGAAUUCAAUUGUGACCAGAUGCAUAUGCGCUGUUUCUGACAUCUAUUAAGGUGCACGUUUCACAAAAGCUUUCACUGCUUCAUAACAGGUUUGUUUGGGACUCGGGGGGGGGGGGGGGGGGGGGGGGGGGGGUACCUGAGGAAAGGCUUUGCAUUGAAUGGCUUUUCGUUUUGAUACAUAUUUGUCUGAGUGUAACUUUUACAGACGAAUGCACUUUUGUCUUUGGUCUAAGUCUACUUUAGUGAGAAGUAGUGUUUGUAUUAAUAACCAUUUAUAGCUUCAGAGUGUAACAUUUUUAAUCCUACAGAAAUGCAAGGGCUUUUUCAACACAACUAUCAGAAUGUUUGCUGCUGUUGUGCAAAAUAAUCAAAACUUUUUUUUUUGUAAUAUUGUUGAACCACUGUGAUUUGUACAAAACAGACAAACAUUUUUUCUGGUUCAGUAUUUUACUGUUUGAAUUAAAUAAAACUUGGCCCAAUUCUUUGCCUAA
Brienomyrus brachyistius is the source of this 9073-nucleotide messenger RNA. RefSeq names its product Rho related BTB domain containing 4 (gene rhobtb4). Gene Ontology annotation, molecular function: GTPase activity; protein binding; GTP binding. Lineage: Eukaryota; Metazoa; Chordata; Actinopteri; Osteoglossiformes; Mormyridae. The coding region runs from base 723 to 2882 and encodes 719 amino acids. Gene Ontology annotation, biological process: small GTPase-mediated signal transduction. The record is from RefSeq and is a predicted model, not a curated record. The transcript is spliced from 13 exons.